This is a messenger RNA of Drosophila novamexicana, 1285 nucleotides long. RefSeq names its product cyclin-dependent kinase 10 (gene Cdc10). The record is from RefSeq and is a predicted model, not a curated record. Gene Ontology annotation, cellular component: nucleus. The transcript is spliced from 6 exons. The coding region runs from base 49 to 1215 and encodes 388 amino acids. Gene Ontology annotation, molecular function: cyclin-dependent protein serine/threonine kinase activity; ATP binding. Gene Ontology annotation, biological process: protein phosphorylation; regulation of mitotic cell cycle. NCBI's taxonomy places the organism in Eukaryota, Metazoa, Arthropoda, Insecta, Diptera, Drosophilidae.
GCUGUUUGUGUUUUCAUGUCGGGCAACCAUUCUUGAAAAUAAAUAAACAUGUCUAGCGGGCAGAAAUCAAGUGAAUUGGAAAAAAAUCCAGCGCCAGAUCCCCAAGCGCCCAUAACACGCAAAGGCUUUCUGAUAUCACUGAAGAACAGCGGCACGCCCAUGCCGAUACCGGAACAAAAUGUGUAUGGACGAUGCCGUCCCGUAUCCGAAUUUGAGAAGCUUAACCGCGUGGGAGAGGGGAGCUAUGGUAUCGUUUAUCGCGCACGCGACACACGCAAUGGCGAAAUCGUGGCCCUGAAGCGGGUGCGCAUGGAUCAGGAAAAGGAUGGCUUGCCCGUCAGUGGUCUGCGUGAAAUAAUGAUAUUAAAGCGUUGCCAGCACGAGAACAUUGUGCGAUUGCGGGAAGUUGUUGUAGGCAAAAGCCUCGACAGCAUUUUCCUGGUAAUGGACUUUUGUGAACAGGAUCUGGCGUCGGUGCUGGACAAUAUGUCGCAACCGUUUACCGAAUCUGAGGUCAAGUGCAUAACGCUACAGGUGCUACGUGCUUUGAAGUACAUGCAUGCCCGCUAUAUAAUACACCGAGAUCUGAAGGUCUCCAAUCUGCUGAUGACGGACAAGGGCUGCAUCAAAGUGGCGGAUUUCGGUCUGGCGCGUCUGUACGGCAAUCCGCCGAAGCCUAUGACACCGCAAAUGGUCACGCUAUGGUAUCGUGCGCCGGAGCUUUUGCUCGGCGCAAGGACGCACACCACAGCCGUUGAUAUGUGGGCAUUUGGUUGCAUUCUCGGCGAGCUAUUGCUGGGCAAACCGCUGCUGCCGGGCAAUUCGGAGAUUGCACAGCUUGACAUGAUUAUUGAUCUGCUUGGUGCACCCUCCGAAUCAAUUUGGCCAGGUUUCCUGGACUUGCCAGCUGUGCAAAACUUUACGCUCAGCCAGCAGCCCUACAAUAAUCUGAAAACCAAAUUCCAAAUGCUCGGCCAAGCGGGCAGAAGUCUGCUAAACAUUCUAUUUAUCUACAAUCCCAGCACUCGAGCCACCGCCGACGAAUGUUUAAGCAGUAAAUAUUUUACUGAGCCGCCGCAGCCUUGUGAUCCGCGCAUGAUGCCAACAUUUCCUCAACAUCGGAAUAAUGUUGCGCCUCCGCAGGCGCAACCCUCCACAGAAAUUCCCAUCUCCCAUUUACUGGAUGUGUUCAUUAAAAGACAGCGCUUAGAAUAAAUUUAUAAUAUACGACUUAUGUAUAGAGUUAUCCUAAGGGAGUAUUAGUUUGAUAACUAAAUUAGGAAAA